Molecule: messenger RNA, 301 nt
Organism: Plectropomus leopardus (leopard coralgrouper)
Lineage: Eukaryota; Metazoa; Chordata; Actinopteri; Perciformes; Serranidae
Source: RefSeq, a predicted model, not a curated record
UCAUUCCUGACCUUUACUACUAAUUCUAAAGGCUAAGCUAAAUAAGAUUGCAAUGGGACAAUCAGAAGCAAACAGUGUUUUAGGUCUUCUGGCUGCUAUGGAGGGACUCACACGCAUGGAGGAGAUAGAGUUGGAGGGCUGGAGGAUGGCUGAUAGAGGGAUAGAGCAGCUGAGCAGACUUCUUCCUAUCUGGACGGAGCUCAAGAAGAUCAGUCUGUCAAAGAACCUCAUCGAUGACCAAUCAGGAGACACACUACUGGAGGCUUUGACGAGCUGCAGACACCUGCAAGAGCUCCAGUAA